Molecule: messenger RNA, 2769 nt
Organism: Trichechus manatus latirostris (Florida manatee)
Lineage: Eukaryota; Metazoa; Chordata; Mammalia; Sirenia; Trichechidae
Product: protein arginine N-methyltransferase 2-like
Exons: 3
Coding region: 406-744 (112 amino acids)
Biological process (GO): peptidyl-arginine methylation
Cellular component (GO): nucleus
Molecular function (GO): protein-arginine N-methyltransferase activity
Source: RefSeq, a predicted model, not a curated record
CAGAGGUUAGGAUUUACAGUACAUUAUUUUUAGGGGUUACAGUUCAGUCCAUAACAGACCCUUUUCUGAUUAUCUGCAGCAUUUGAAUUUACAAUGUUAAGUUUUACUGUUCACUUUCCUUAGGAGAGAAUUUUACAUGAUUUUUGAUGUGUUCAGCUAAGCUAGCCUGUUGGAGUUGUAUUUCCUGAUUACUAAAUUAGGUGAUGCAGCUGUUUGGUUCAAGGACCAUGUUGUAAGCCUUGUAAAAUGUUCAAUAAGCGAAAGAAGACGCUCGAUAAUGAUAGUUGGCUAAUUCUCGCAGAGCCAGAGGAAGCGUCUCCCUCGGGGAGUGCUGUUACUGGGUGGGUGUUUCGUGGGCUUCAAGAAUUGAUGUUUAUUUUCUUACCAUUUUCUUGAAAACAGACGAUGAGAGGCGAACUGCGCUUCGAUAUUACAAAAGCUGGUACUCUCCAUGGGUUUACAGCCUGGUUCAGUGUUAGGUUCCAGAACCUGGAAGAAGACAAACCGCAGCUGGUUCUGAGCACCGGCCCAUUCCACCCCAUGACCCACUGGAAGCAGACCUUGUUUAUGAUGGACGAUCCCAUCUCGGUCCACACGGGAGAUGUGGUCACAGGCUCGGUGGUGCUGCAGAGGAACCCCGUGUGGAGAAGGCACAUGUCCGUCACCCUGAGCUGGUCUGUCACUUCCGGACAAGACCCCACGUCGCAAAGGGUUGGAGAAAAAAUCUUCCCAAUCUGGAGAUGACACCUGAGGUUCUGCGUGGGAGGCGGUGUGCAGGUUUCGGGGGAACAGACGCGAGUGAAGGAGGCUUUGCUGGAGGCUGAUGCCUCAUCCUGGGAAGGUCCACGGGCUUUCGCCCUGCACUGACUCUCCUCCCAGUGUGGCGGACGGUGACACACUGUGACCUGCAGGCUUGGUGACAUCGUCAGGGUCCUUCACAGAAAAGUGCGCUUGGGGCCAGCAGGAGCUGCCCUCACCGCUGUCACUGCCCCAGUGUCUGUUGUGUUAGAAGUAGGCUGUGUUUCCAGGCGUUCAUCCCGUGGUACCUGUGGGGCCCACCGCUGGGCAAUUCAGUGGUCCAGUGUUCCUAAGCUCGGUCCAGUUCUAACUGAAACACCCAGGUCGUGUCACAUCAACCACUGUUCACUCCUGUGAAAGUAACGGUUCAUGCAUCGUAUGUUUCAUGGUGUCCUUACUGCUGCCGGUUCAUCUGCUCAACAGGUGGGAGGUGGGCUCCUGCAAAGCCGAGCUGGUGGCGUGGGGGGGAUACUGAGCGGCUCGCGGCGUGAGAGCCGGUGCUGGCGCGUGCAUGCGAUCGACUCUGCAUGGGGUAGUACAGUUGUGUAGAAGUCUUCCAGACAGAUUAUGUGUUGGCAUACAGUAGGCACUCAAUAAAUAUUUUUUCAUAAGUGAACGUUGGUAUCAAUCCUGCUUCUUCUGUUCAUUGUGUUAUGUUUUAUAGCCAUGGGAUCAGGCGACACUCCAUGUUUUAUAACCUCUUCUGAUCUUAGGAAGAAACUUUUCAUGUCAGUAGAUAUAUGUUGACAUUUUUUGUGUGUUAUUUUGAUUUUUAGUGAACUUUUUAUUGAAAUAUAAAAUAUAUAUACCAAAAAUUGCACAAAUCAUGAGUGUACAGAUGGAUGAAACGUCAUAAAGUGGUCACACAGAUGUAACCAGCACCCAGGCCAAGGAACGUCCACAUUCUGGAAGCCCCCAAGUGCCCCUUCUAUUCACAGUCCACCUCCAAGGGUAGUGCCUUGAUUUCUAACUCCACAGAUUACUUUUGCCUGGUUCUGAACGUUAUAUGAAUGGAAUUGUACAUUGUGUACACUUGUGAGAUUCAGGGAGUUUGUGUACGUCCUCCUCGUGUAGUAUUGUACUCUGUGGAUGAGCCACAGUUCAUCUCUCUCAUUCCCCUGUUGACGGACGUUUGGUUGUUUCCAGUGCUUAGCUGUCAUGAGUCGUGCUAAUGAGAACAUUUCUGUACCUGUCUUCUGGCGCACGAGAGUUGAAAUGCCCCACAUCCUUGUCAACUCCCAGUAUUGUCUGUUUUUAUUUUGCCAGCUCUGGUGGGUGUGUGAAUUUGAUACACAUUUCCUUGAUGACUAAUGCAGUUUCAUAUGUUCAUUGGUCAUUUGAGUAUGUUUGAAGUGCUUUUUCAAGUCUUUUGCCCAUUGUACUAUAUCAGGGUUGUCUGUUUUACUUACCGAUUUUGUAGAAGUUGUUAAUAUAAUCCGGCUCGGAGUUCCUUAUCAGAUAUAUAUUUUACAAGUAUCUUCUCCUACUGUGUAGUUUAUUCUUUCACACUCUUAAUAGUCUUGUGAUAAACAGAAGUUCUUAGUUUUUAUGUCGCCCAAUUUGACUUUUUUCCUUUUGUGGUUAAUGUUUUUUCUGUACUGUUUAAGAAAUCUUCGCCUGUCCUAAGAUCAUAAAGAUAAUUCUAUAUUUUUCUUAUAAAGCUUAUUAUUGAUAAAACAAGCUUUAAAAGAAAAUGCGGGAGAAUAUGAUGUUAGAAUAGGCAAAAAUUUCUUAAACAGCACAGAAAAAGCAUGAACCAUAAAAGAAAAAAAAAAGUUGUCAAGGAUUUCACUUUACUUGGAUCUAGAAUCAACGCCCAUGGAAGCAGCAGCCAAGGAAUCACACAACGCGUUGCACUGAGAAAAUCUGCUGCGAAAGAUCUCUUCAAAGUGUUAGAAAGCAAAGGUGUCACUUUGAGGACUAAGGUGCGCCUGACCCAAGCCAUGGUGUUUUCAGUUGCGUCAUAUGCAU